GUGUCUCCGAAGUCGCUGAGCCAGAAUGAGCAAGCGGUUUUGUCAGGGCUCGAUGAGUGCAAAAUCGCUCUCUCUGAAACUGGUGAAAAGAAGAACAUCUACAAAAUCAACAGUCUUCCAAAUGUCAGCGAUUUUUUUCAUUCCGAGAGUACUCUGCUGUGCUACCGUAAUUUGCUUCGGUUAUUACAGUAUGUGCUAGUUCGCUGUGCUCACGGGGAUCGAUGCGAUAAAGGCAUUCUCUGCUAUUUGCGAUUUGUUGGGCUGGAGAAUGCAUUUGUUCAACACGGAAUCGGACCAAUGGAUUAUGUAGCACAUCGAUGCAAAACGUUUCCCUAUGCCUGGAUCGUGAAACGAGUGCCUUUAUCAUCGGAGCGUUACAGCGCCCCAAUGAUUACCGCCACUAAAAAGGUUGGGACGAAAAAAUAUGUGACGACCAACGAUACUCAUUUAUUAACUCGCCUCCCUAAGGUGAGCGGAUUUUGCGCUAAAAUGGAUAUCUUGGACGAAAUCAAGCGCCAGUGUGAUUUAAUUUUUCGCAUUCUCGAGAAGUUUGCUUUGAAUCAGUGCGCGAAGCUCGAGCAGCUCCGAAUUAAGUUUGGUGUUAACGACGAAACCGUUGGGCAUCUCAUGGCAUAUUUAUUGGAGUUGCAUCCGCAAAUACCAAAAACAGCUGAUUGCUCCGACAUCUUACAGGCUCAUGCAUUUAAUCGUUUGUUACUCACCGAAGCGCUAAGCAAUGAAAUUUGUUUCAUGGCUUCAGAGAAGAACAAACAAGACGUUGAGCCAAAAUUAUCAGUGCAGCUCCAAGAUCUAACAUUUAAUGACAGUCCACAAACGAAUAAGCGUUUGGUAGUCUUGCUGGAUUCAGAAUCAAAUUCCAGCAUGUCAAAAGAUGCAUGCGAAGUUGCGGAUGAGUUCGGUAUUCAAGUAGAGUGGAGGAGGAUAUCCAUGUGCUAUGCUUUCGAGCUGCUCCUUGAAAUUAUUUCCGAAUAUGAUCAGGAGGGCAUGGCGACGAUUUUUGUUGCAUAUGACGAGGGGAAGCAUGCACUGGCAAAAGGCGUAGCGAGCAGAACUGCUGCUCCUGUGAUUAGUGUGCUCAACAGCGAAGGCGAAUUUCCCGGUGUAUACCGUCUGAAAAAUGAUUUGUCCGGUUCGAACUAUUAUCAUUUGAGAGUGUAG
Gongylonema pulchrum is the source of this 1179-nucleotide messenger RNA. The record is from the annotation of a GenBank genome assembly. NCBI's taxonomy places the organism in Eukaryota, Metazoa, Nematoda, Chromadorea, Rhabditida, Gongylonematidae.